Physcomitrium patens is the source of this 3082-nucleotide messenger RNA. The record is from RefSeq and is a predicted model, not a curated record. NCBI's taxonomy places the organism in Eukaryota, Viridiplantae, Streptophyta, Bryopsida, Funariales, Funariaceae.
ACGGUAUUUCUGAGCUCCAGAGCAAAGAGCGGAGUGUUAGUGAGAGAAGCCUAUGACGAGUUCUUAACACUGGCAUGCUCCAUCCCGACUACAGGCUCUUCAUUCUACAAUACCUCAGGCUGGAGAAGCAAUAGUUCAGAUGCGGGAGCUUGCUGUCCACUCGGAAAGACCAUAGUGAUGGGAUACGAGUGUCAAGACGCUAGAGCCAAGAUCCGCGAGUCGGUGUGAGGGAGGUCGUAGCUGUUUUGCAUUUCAGAACAUCUCGCAGGAUCUGUCUGCACGGAAGGUCAGUUUUAGUGUUUUGUGCGGCUCGAGCAGUACUAAAGAGCUCCACGAACACUCUUAAACAAUUGCCGGAUGUCUUGAGCUCGAAUGUGUAUCCUAUCCGUCGUAUGUGAAAACUCUAGCUUGUGUGUGAAAACCCUUGAUUUCGAAUGUGCCCCCAACAGCAAUCCCCCAUCCCCUCCUGCUGCUCCUCUUUCUCUUGUCCUGCCGAAUGUAGAACCGAUUACUUUCAUUGACGGGAGCUGCUUCAUGCCGGACGCAAACUUCCUUUUAGAUGUACCCUUCCGCAUAUUCAGCAGGUUAUAUUGUCUCCAUAGCUAUGCUCUUCAGACACCUCGGGUUCCAUCACCAGUCUUGCUUGGACAGAGAUGCGUAGCCACUGAUGCCAGACACAAGGAAGUCUCACGGAACCGCAAGAACAACUCUGCAAAUGAACGGUAUUGUGUUUCACAAGGCGAUGGAUUUUUUAUGAAUGGACAUGGUAUUGAUGCAACUUUAGAAUCCUUCCCGUCACUCUUUCGAAGCAGGAGCUUGAACUCGUAGUCUUCGGCAUCCUCUAGUGGUCGACUGAGCUAGAGCCCACAUUGCAUAUCAGCCGUUUUGUUCCCGAAUCUUCGGAAAUUUGCAGCUCCAAGUUGCAUGAUUUCUACUGCGAGUCUCACUGAAAAGGAGCAGAUUCACUGGAUUUUUCUCUUCCCGCCCUCUAAUUUUCGGUGUAAAACCUCAACUGGAUCUCUGUUUGAAAUCAAUCGAGCUGGUUUACAGUCGCUGGUGCUCGGGUGCACAGCAGAUGGCCUUCAUUCCGCUAUGGGCGGGAAGUUUGGAAGCCGGCUGGAGUGUCACUCGUCCUGUGAGUGAGGAGAGGAGGGUCCCAGCUUUCGAGCACAACAACAAGCGGAGCGGGGUGCUCCCCGAUGUGAUUCUCCCAACAAUAACUUCCCUCAGAAUCCCCUUCUCAAGACUAUGCCUCCGUCUGCAGUGCAAGAUGACUUUCCAUCCACACCCGGCAAGGUUGGUUCGACGUUGCACUGUAGACGCAAUAGCAUAGACUUUUUACCUGAAGAUCCUGUGCAGCCGGUGAAAGUGGAUAGAAGCAACUACUUGGGACGGAUGACAUCAAGAUGGCACUCGAGCACUGCUACAAAGAUUCUCUGCACCACUUCCAUUCUCCUCGCCUUGACGAUAUUCGCUGUCUUGUGGAUGGGAUUGCCCAGGGGAAGUGAAGGCUACAGUGGCCAGCGGACUCAGGGUUUCCAGCGCAGUCAUGAAUGGGAGAAGAAGGUUAUCCACUCAUGUGUUACCAAUCGGGAGGACAAUGCACUGACUGUGCUGGUCACAGGGGCUGCGGGCUUCGUUGGCACUCAUGUCUCUCUGGCGUUGAAGAAGCGUGGUGAUGGCGUCGUGGGACUGGACAACUUCAAUUCAUACUAUGAGGUCUCUUUGAAACGAGCACGCCAAGAGCUUCUCAACAAGCACGGUGUAUUUGUCGUCGAAGGAGACAUCAACGACAAGUUCCUCCUUGAGAGCCUGUUUGAGGUUGUCCAAUUCACACACAUCAUGCACCUAGCUGCCCAAGCUGGUGUGCGGUACGCUAUGCAGAACCCUCUGUCCUAUGUCCACAGCAACAUCGCGGGACUGGUCAAUAUCUUUGAGGUUUGCAAGUCCGCCAAUCCUCAGCCAGCCAUCGUGUGGGCUUCUUCGAGUUCAGUGUAUGGAUUGAACACGAAGGUACCAUUCUCUGAAGCUGACAGAACCGAUCAACCAGCGAGUUUGUACGCAGCAACAAAGAAAGCUGGAGAAGAGAUUGCCCACACAUAUAACCACAUCUACGGUCUCUCCAUCACCGGACUCAGGUUCUUCACCGUAUACGGACCAUGGGGACGACCCGACAUGGCCUACUUCUCAUUCACUCGAGACAUCUUGAAGGGAAAGCCAAUCAGCGUUUACUCAGGUCCGGGAGGCAAAGACCUCGCCCGCGACUUCACCUUCAUCGAUGACAUCGUCAAGGGCUGCGUCGCUUCCCUCGACACAGCUGAGAAGAGCACUGGCAGUGGUGGAAAGAAGACCGGCCCCGCGAUGCUGCGCGUCUUCAACCUCGGCAACACAUCCCCUGUAACCGUCCCUGCUCUUGUGGACAUCCUAGAGAAGUACCUCAACGUGAAAGCCAAACGCGAGAUCAUCAACAUGCCCCGUAAUGGUGACGUCCCGUUCACCCACGCGAACAUCUCGUCCGCCCAGGAGCAGCUCCACUAUAGGCCUGUAACGAACCUGGACACUGGGUUGAAGAAGUUUGUAAAGUGGUAUCUCAGCUAUUAUGGAGACAAUUCCAAUCGAAAGUUGUGGUUGGGGAAACAUGAGCAAAUCCUGUAGACUAAUUGCUGUGUCUUGUAAGUCAUCGUUUUCUUUCAUCACGUCGUAAUUAGGGUUAGGAUUGCUUUUCGCUGUCUUCUCUCUGGGCUAGUGACCUAUGCAUGAACUCUACUUUUCUGACACCGUACAUUUAUGUAUUCAUUAAUUUAAGAGAGGAGAGUCAAGGCGAGGGAGGAAUUACCGAUUAUCCGCUUUUGUAAUUGUAAAUGUGAACGCUAGCAGCUUCGUCUUGCGGUUGAAGGACCAAGGCCGUGUAACUUCAAUGUUAUCUGGAGGGGUGGUAGUCAGCCAAUGAAGGCUAGAAACAGCUGCGUUGCACAGUGAGCUCUUGAUCAGUGACCAACUACGUUAAGGCCCGUCACUAAGUAAUUCUUAAUACGUGGUCUGCCCCUUUCAUCGAUUUGUAAUUAAGACGAUUUCAUUCUCA